ACAAUGAGUAACUCUUCAACCAACAAACCAAAUAUAGAAGACAUAAACAAUAUGGCCAGUGAGAAAGACCUAUCAAAACUUUUUACAGGUACACAUGAAGUACAAGAAUGUCUUGAAGGUGACAGUGAGUACGAUUUGGAUGUUUACAAGAAACAAUGCCAGAAAUCGCAUGCAGGGUUCGUACCUGUAAAAAAAUUUACCAUUACACAUUUACCAUUUGAAUACUGCGAUAACGACCUGUAUGACUUCACAAAAGCCAUGGCUGACCUAAUUGUCAGGAUAGCCAUUACGUUCACUAGUCCAGAAAGACCAGAGUUUGUACCAGGCACUCAAGAUCCAUAUCCUUGCUACAACACCAGGGGACAGAACUCACUGAGGACAGGGACUGGGAGGGUGUGGGAGUUAUGCAAGUACUCAAAAGAUAUGGACCAGAAAUUGUAUACAUACAGAACUUGUCCAUGUCCAGAAUGUGACCACUCGGACACACCCAGCAAAGUAGCAGUGGAGCUCUGGUCUACAGACUGGAAAGUUCGUCCUCUGACCAUACCCACAGUGGUGCCAACUCUGAUGGAUUAA
This is a messenger RNA of Physella acuta, 576 nucleotides long. RefSeq lists its product as uncharacterized. Lineage: Eukaryota; Metazoa; Mollusca; Gastropoda; Physidae. The record is from RefSeq and is a predicted model, not a curated record.